CUCUCUCUCUCUCUCUCUCUCUCUGAAAACUGCAUUUCAAGGUAGUGGAAAUGGAGUCGGUUUCCCUGACCCAUGCAGUAUUCGCUGCAAAUAGGAGAAACCCAGUUCAUCUAAGAAAAAGAAUUCGAUGGCAACCCGGUCGAUUUCGUAUGGGUGUUAUGAUCUACUCCAAAAAAUCUGAUUUUCAAGACUUUCAGGGCUAUGCUAAACCUUUGCGUCUUCUGCCAGCCACGAAAGUAGAAGUCUGCACAGGAAAGUCAGAAAAAGAGAGUUUCUCUUGUUUUAAUUUGAAUGAAUCUGAGUCUUUAUUUAAGGUUAAGUUAGAGACCAGUAACAUCUAUGGCUCCAGUCUGAGCAAUUUAAGCGCUGGAGUACUUCUCUGCUUGAUGGAUGAAAAUGGAGACUCGGUAUUACAGAGAAUUCCUGCAAAUCUAGUGACUGAUCAUUCUUCAGAAUCGGUUGAUCCUGAAAGACUCGGAUUCCAAAGGGGGUCAGUCGAUGAAUUCACCUUCUUGGGACCAAAACUAGGAAAAAUUAAAGCUGUUUGGGUCAGCCUUGAAUCAGGUCAAUGGAGACUCAGAGACGUGAGCCUCACCAUCCUCAACACAUCUAAAAAUUUGUUGAACAAAAAUGGUAGGGAGGAAACGGUGUAUGUUGGUUUCCAGUAUGACUUUGAAACUGAUGAUCUUUUGCUCGGAGAGGGAGGUGAAGUAUCCAUGGUAGAAUUAACACCAUCGCUUGUUACUGAAACAUCCGGAAUCAACCCUCUCACCCUGUUGAGUAGAAACGCUUCAAAAUCAGCCUCUCCAAAUGAAGCCUUAUCUAAUGAGGAAAGCAUGAAGGAAUAUGCAGAUUUGAAGCUGUCUUUGUUAUUUUACGAUGCAAUUCUUGUAUUUGUUGGCACGUCUAUUUCAUCCCUGUCAUUCGGGAAAGGUUCUGGGGUUGCAUUCCUGAUUGGUGGAAUCACCGGAUUUCUGUAUUUGUUGCUGUUGCAAAGAUCUGUUGAUGGACUACAGGUACCCGGCAACGAAGAGAAUGAUAAUCAAAUAAUUAGAGGUUUCAAGGGCCCAUUACUGAGCUUGGCGCUGGCGAUUGCAAUUUCUGUUGUAGCAGUGAAGUAUGGUAGUAGUACAGGAGAUGAUACAGUCAUGUUUACAGCAAAAGAAGUGUUGGGAGGAAUGAUGGGAUUUCUGGCAUGUAAAGUAGCUGUUGUUUUAGCAGCAUUCAAACCCAUGACUCUGAACUUGAAAGAGAACAAAUGAUAAUACAUUUUUUUUUUUUUUCCUCGCCUCAUCUGUAGAUGUACUCUGAGUGGAGUUGGAAUAGGUUUAGAAAGUAAAAGGCUAAAAGUGUAAUGAUGAUAGUGUUUCACAUGUAUGAAUCUUCUCCAUACA
Molecule: messenger RNA, 1394 nt
Organism: Carica papaya (papaya)
Lineage: Eukaryota; Viridiplantae; Streptophyta; Magnoliopsida; Brassicales; Caricaceae
Product: Lipase/lipooxygenase, PLAT/LH2 family protein
Molecular function (GO): protein binding
Source: RefSeq, a predicted model, not a curated record